CGCUGAUAAUUUGGAAGGAAGCAAGAUAUGUUUCUGUUUGAAGUUUUCUUACUAUGAAGAGAUUCCAUUCACUUUACGUAUACUUCACUCAAACAAAACGAAUCUUAGGAACAUUUAAAUCAACAGAAAGAACGCUGUCAACAGCUUUUAUAACUAACAGCAGCAAGAAAAAUAGAACUAUUCUUGGCUUUCCACUUUUGGUUUCGGUUGGCAUGGAAAGAAAUAAAGAAACUCCGCAAAAUGAGCCUAUAACUCGACAAAAGUAUAGUACCAAAAUAAAAGAACAAAAGGAUAAAUAUCUGCAUAUGCCAUUAGAAGAAAAGAGGGAAAUUUACAAAUGUAGAAAUAAAUACAACACCCUGGAAGAUGUACUGACAUGGGAGGAAUAUUAUAGUGAAAACAAAUUUAAAUUAUUAAAGAAAAUUGCGAAGAAGAGUAAUGUAGGAAAGAGUCAUGGUGAGAGAAGAGAGGUGAGGCCAGAUCUAAACAAGAAGGUGUCCCUAUGGAGAGGUGAUAUUACCACACUGGAGAUAGAUGCUAUUGUCAAUGCUGCUAAUGAAUCUAUGUUAGGAGGUGGAGGAGUGGAUGGAGCUAUACAUAGGGCAGCAGGGAAAAAACUUGUGGAAGAAUGUGCUACACAUAAAGGUUGUAGAACUGGCCAUGCAAAGAUCACUGGAGGUUACAAAUUACCAGCUAAAUAUGUUAUACACACAGUUGGUCCAAUAGGAGAACAGCAGGAGAUGUUAAAAAGUGCCUACUCUUGGUGUCUGAAACUAGUUAACGAAAAUGAAUUGGUUUCUGUGGCUUUUCCUUGCAUAUCAACUGGUAUUUAUGGCUAUUCCAGUGAAAAAGCUGCUCCUGUGGCAAUUGAAACUGUAAGAAAAUUCCUGGAGGAUAAAGAAUCAGGAGAAAAGAUAGAAAGAGUAAUCUUUUGUUUGUUUUUACAAAAAGAUGUGGAUAUUUAUGAAGAACUUAUGCAACAUUACUUUCCUAUAGAAUCAGAUGAUAGUGAUAGAUCUAACAUGGUAUCAGAAAAAGACGACAAAGUCUCAACUUUAGGUCAAAAUACAGGGGAAAAUGAAGAUGUUAUAAAAACUAAAAAACUGAAAAAGGACAAUGAAAUGAAAAUCAUGAAUGAAAAAGUUGUGGAUGUGGCCGACUUAGAAAAUAAGCCUCCAGAGGAUAAAAUAGAAAAUGUUUCUCAUGAAAAUAAAACUGUGAUUGAAAAUAAAAUGGAGAUUCAGUCAGAAAAUAAAGCUUCUAAAGAUCAGAAAAUGGAAGAUUCUAUUCAAAACAAAUCUCUGAAUGAGAAAGAAAUGGAAGAUUCUAUUCAAAACAAAUCUCUGAAUGAGAAAGAAAUGGAAGUUGACUCCCUGAAUAAAUCUGCAGACGACACAAAGACCGAAGACAUUUUGGACAAUAAAUCUCCAGCGGAAAAGAAAAUGGAAAUCAGUGAUGGGGAGGGUUCUGAAAAGGAAAUGGAAACUAACACAACUAAGACACUUCUUUCUGUAACUAAAGAAGAUGAAGAAUCUUCAUCUAAAACAAAAGAAGAAAAUAAAUCUCCUUCUAAAACAAAAGGAGAAAAAGAAUCUUCUUCUAAACCAAAACCUUCAGGGACUGUUACAAAACCAAUAACUAGAAAGGAUGUAGAAAUGCAAGAAACCACAACCACAUAUCUUUAAAAAGUACUUUUAGUUGACAUAUUUAGUUUUUUUCUGAAUGUUUGAUACUAAAUAUCCAGAAACAAUUAUUGAUUUGUUAAUAUAAUUCCAGACAGGCUUAAAGCUUAUUACUUUUGAUAAAAGCUUUGUAUAAAUA
Mytilus trossulus (common blue mussel) is the source of this 1821-nucleotide messenger RNA. RefSeq names its product ADP-ribose glycohydrolase MACROD2-like. Bases 54 to 1685 code for a protein of 543 amino acids. The record is from RefSeq and is a predicted model, not a curated record. NCBI's taxonomy places the organism in Eukaryota, Metazoa, Mollusca, Bivalvia, Mytilida, Mytilidae. Gene Ontology annotation, biological process: peptidyl-glutamate ADP-deribosylation; purine nucleoside metabolic process; DNA damage response. The transcript has 10 exons. Gene Ontology annotation, molecular function: ADP-ribosylglutamate-[protein] hydrolase activity. Gene Ontology annotation, cellular component: nucleoplasm.